UUCUCCUCUGCUGCUCAUCUCUGGAGAGAGAUCUGCCUCUCAGGCAGCUCUGACCCGGGCACCGGGCCGGCGCGCGGGCGGGACCGGCACCGGCUGGUACCGGACCGUUUACCUCACCAAACAGAAUCACUCCUUCUUCACGUGGGCUCACGUGGACGUGCCCAGUUAUUUUUUGCCUCGGGUUUCAUGUUGCAGAAAGUCUUCUGAAACUCCUGCAGCCUCCGGGUGUGCUGGGAGGGGGAGAGAGGAAGUCUUCUCCUGCCUCAUGGCCUCCGCCGCCCGCAGCGCGCCUCUGCCGGGGAGCGGCGGCGCACUUGUUGCGGACCCGCAGUUCCAGGAGAUCCUGCAGAGGAGCCGCAGCUUGACGCAAAAGAUCCUGGACGCGAUAGCGGACACGCACAACUCCUGCGUUCACACCGAGACCCUAAAGUUGGAUUCUUCAGACAUUGGCAGGUUUUCAACCAUGGCGACCAACAUUGGCAUCCCCACACCUCCUGUCCUCACAGCGGUUUCAGAAAAUUUCACUCUGGAGACCGGUUUGAGAGUGAUGCAUGAUGGGCUGCAGCUGCACCAAAGGCUCCUGAGCUCCAUCGGCCCUCGACUAGCAGAGAAAGACAAAGUGGUUGCGUUGAUGUCUGAUGUCAGAGAUCUAAAAAUCCAGAUUGUUAAGAUGCAGAAACUGAACCAAUCGCACACCGCAGCGCCCCCUACGUCGGGCUCGGUGGAACUGCGCCUCCCGGGGGAAUUUGAGGUGCAGGUGGCGGCCCACCUGACCCUGGUCCAGCUGCAGGCGUUCAGCCGGGACGUGGCGCGUUGCCUCAGAAGCCUGGAACACAGCGCCGCCGCCGACGACAACCAAAGCUGACCAAAUAUCGUUUAAUCUUUAGCCUGAGCUGAAAACCUAUGUUGCCGUUUCUUUGUUAUAUUUAUUGAUCUGCUAGCGGAUUAUUUAUUUGUUAAAUCUAUUUUUAUUUAUAUAUUUAUUUCUAGAGAGAGAUUGUAUUUAUUUAGGAUUUUUUUUAAACCUUUGCACUUGUCAGAUGUAUAACCAGCUGUUAACACUCUUAUUAGUGAGUUGAGGGAACAUCUUAAAGCAGCAGUAUGUAACCUUUUUAAAAAAAAAAAAAAAAACAUUUUUACAUAUUUGUUAAAAUUAUCAUUAUAUGAUGACAGUAACCUGUGAAAAAUUAAACAGCUUUUCCCAGUACCAAAUGCAUAAAUUCACCACUCAACCAAUCAGAGCGAGGAGGCUCUUAGCGCUGUCAAUCAUCCUCGUGCUCAGCUCCUCCUGCUUGCACUUUGCUGUGCUACACCUGGUUCUCCACAACAUAGAAUGCCAUAAAUGCCAAUGCAAUUUAGCAUAGACAGUGAUGACGGCGGAUUAACAGUUUUUCUGUAACAGUAAAGAGGUUGAUUUACAGCGCUAAGCCCCGCCUCCUGGCACUGAUUGGUUGAUUUUGACCCGGAGAGAUGCAAUAUUAGCACUAGAAAGAGGUGGAGGACCUCAACUUUUUCAGAUUAUGUGUCUCAAAAGAUAAUGUCACAACAUUUUGACAGUUUUAAUAAAUAUGAAAAAACAUUUUUGUAAAAGUUACCCUCUGCAGCUUUAAAGACAAUUAUAGAUGGUGUAACAUUUAAAGAGAAACUAUUUUUGUAUCGCUAUUUAAAAUCUAAUAUGUUAUUUUCUUAUGUCCCAAUAUAAAAAUAAAACUGUUGUUUUUUGCAAAUACAAUUGUUCCGUUUCAUAAUGAUGGUGCGGUGACACU
Messenger RNA from Poeciliopsis prolifica (blackstripe livebearer), 1766 nucleotides. RefSeq names its product colony stimulating factor 3 (granulocyte) a (gene csf3a). Gene Ontology annotation, biological process: neutrophil differentiation; myeloid cell development; immune response. The transcript is spliced from 5 exons. Gene Ontology annotation, cellular component: extracellular region. Bases 266 to 865 code for a protein of 199 amino acids. Gene Ontology annotation, molecular function: cytokine activity. NCBI's taxonomy places the organism in Eukaryota, Metazoa, Chordata, Actinopteri, Cyprinodontiformes, Poeciliidae. The record is from RefSeq and is a predicted model, not a curated record.